AUAACCCUUCCUAUGGCAGACGCCAUCGGAAAAAAUGUGCCAUGGUGGCAGCCUCCCGCUCCGGUCACGAUAAAAUAAACGCUUAGCUGGCAGGCGACCGGAACGGUCAGUAAUUUGAUGCCGCUGUUUUCAUUCGAAAAGCGCACUUUAAAACACGUUCUGCAGUGUUCUAACGCAUACAACUGCUAGAACGUUAAACAAAGACAAAAUAUAGACGCUUUCUUAAGUAAACUUACAUAUGUUUUUAAGAAAAAAAAACCUCAUUGUUCCGGACUUGCUAACGCGGAGUAGUUGGAAGUGUUUGUGCGUCUAUUUUCAAGUGUUUUUAAGUGGUUGACGACAGUAUAACGAGAUAAAGUUUUGAAAAAGCGAUGGAAAGUGAGAGAAGUUUGCGGGUGAGGGGAGGCAGUGCAAGAGCAACAGGCGUGCGCACUCGCGGAGGUCGUUCGAGUCUUCCCACACGUGGUGGUUCACGAACAGGAAGGGUACGAGGUAGAGGAAGGGGGUGCCCGCGGUCUUCUGUUGAACAGAGGCCGUCGGCAAGUUGCGCAUUUAACCUUAUUGCAAUUGAGGAUUUGCCCGCUGGGGAACCGAUAGAGCAGGCAUUGACGGAGCGAAGUAAGCGUUCAUGGAACCCCCGAAAUUAUGAACCUGACGGAGAGGACAUUCCAGUAAUUUUGUCUUCACCUGCGAUUCCGCCAUCACCGGCAAUGUACGUUGAAUGUGGCGGCAGUGGUACGAGCACGCCAUCUUCUAGAUAUAAUAUACAGAUUUCUGUACAUGGCAGCCGUAGUCCUUCGCCGUCACAUAAACGUGUGCGUCGAUCGCUUUGCCCAGACCAAGAACAUGAUACUACGAACAGAGAUUCUAUUUCAUCGCUACGUCGACCGCUACGAGACUCUGAAAUUUGCUACUUGUUGCACUAUGGAAGUGACGACGAUGACAGCGAUGAUGAGAGCCAGAAUGAUAACGACGAAAUCGUUCCCAUGAUUAUCCCCCGGGCAGCUGGAAUACUGAUGGACACUCCGGACGACGAGGAGAUUGAGAUUGACACGGCGGCGGCAACUAAACCUCUUGUGACAUCUUCCGCGCCUUCCAUCAUUUCAGCACCUACAUCACCAGCGCGUGAUACCGGUAUGAAGCCUAGUCAUUUUUUUGAAUUUGACUGGGGAACUUUCCCUGACUCUCCUAUACCGCCAACAGAAAGGCGUGAAUCUUUUAAGGAACACUCUGGUCCCACUGUUGCUGUAAGUGACCCUUACGAGAUUUUUAGACUUAUUUGGGACCAGGAGUUCAUGGAAUUUAUUGUGCAGGAAACAAAUAGAUAUGCCCAACAAUUAGCUGCUGAAAUGUUGGACGGCGGGGAAUUACAGGCCUCCAGUAGGAUUACAGAAUGGAAAGAAACCAAUGUAGACGAGUUAUUGGUGUUCUUCGGAAUAUUACUGGCGAUGGGAAUCGUCAUAAAGAACCGGGUUGAAGAGUACUGGAAUACGGAACAAAACAUCUUCUCCACUCCAGGUUUCAAAGUAUAUAUGUCGCUUAGGAGGUUCCAGUUACUCAGCAGGUGCUUACAUUUUAAUAAUUCCGAGAACUUGAGAAACCUCAACCUGGAUCCCUCACAGGCAAAGCUUUUUAAAGUGGAGCCUGUGAUUAGCCAUUUGAAUUCCAAGUUCACGGAAUUAUAUAUAAUGAAGCAGAACAUUGCUUUAGAUGAAUCGCUGCUGCAGUGGAAAGGUUGGUUGAACAUCAACCAAUUUAUUCCAAACAAAGCUGCAGCAGUGGGCAUAAAAACUUACGAAAUAUGUGAGUCGCAGACGGGGUAUUUAUGGCGAUUUAAAAUCCAUGCCCAUAAGGCUUCGCCUACAGUCUCAGAGGCUGAUCCAUUCACAGCGAGUACACCGGCGUUGGUUCUUAACCUUAUCAAAGGUUUAGAACACAAAGGAUACACGUUGUGGAUGGAUAACUUCUACAAUUCCCCAGCACUUGCCCGAAAACUCAAAUCGAUUGGGUUUGAUUGUGUCGGUACGUUGCGGACAAACCGCAAGUAUGUCCCGACGGAACUGACCAAUCUGAAAAAAUCUCAGAUGAAGCCCGGGCAAGUAGUAGGCUAUACCAGUGGAGAUGUCGAUUGCAUAAUAUGGAGAGAUCAGAACCGCGUAGCGACGAUCUCAACGUACCAUGGCAAUGCCGUCUCCACUAAAAACGGAGUAACAAAACUUAUUUUGAUACGUGACUACAACAUCUGCAUGGGUGGCGUGGAUAAAAAAGAUCAGAUGUUGGCUGCAUUCCCAAUUGAACGCAAGAGGACACAAAUUUGGUACAAGAAAUUGUUUAAAAGGUUACUUAAUGUUUCUGUGUUGAAUGCCUAUAUCAUACAUAAACAGACCGCCACGGAGGUCUUGGACCACAGGGGCUUUAGAAAAAACCUGGUAGAAUCCCUUUUGCGUAGGCAUUCAAUAAAAAUGCAGCCAUAUGUCUUUUCUGCCAGGGUACAAGAUACCAUUUUCGAGGUGAGCCGCCAUCACCCCGCCGAAUAUCCGCGGCUAACUUCAUUAAACAGCACAAAUCGCCAUCGCCACCCAUGUAAAGUGUGCGGCAAGCGCACGGUAACGUAUUGCGUAGGUUGCGACAAACCUGUGUGCGUAUUCACAUGUUUUGUGAAACUUCACAAUUAAUAUAAUAAUAGGGUAAGGCCAAAUAAUUUUAUGUACCUAUGUUAAUUAUUAUUUCUUCUCAAUUGUAAGUAGCCUACAUGUUAACUUUUUUUAAGACUAUCAAAACAUUGUUGACAUAUUUCAAGAGUUUAUUUUGUGUCUGAUUUUUUGUCUUAAAAUUUUUCGUCUUAAGUUCUUAAGAGUAUUUUUUUGUCUGAUUGUAUGUACAUUUUUUGUAAGAGUAAAUUUGAUUUAGAGAGAGAAUUUGAAUUUGAUUUUUGAUUUAAUAAUCUGAAAAAAAAACUUUUUAUACAUUUUUUUUUCUAAGAACAAGUAAAUAAUAUUCUGAAACAACAGAAAUAAUAUAAAUACAGUAACUGACCGGACCCGGUCAUUCGCCAGACGGAGGGUAAAAAGUCGCAUCCACGUUAAGACAGUCGUUUUCGCGUGCCAUCUUAGUAAAUAAUUGUUGUUUUAUUUCAUCAUUUUCUAAUAAAUGUUGUAUGAAAACACCAUCUUUAUAUCUUACAAGCCUUUUGCAAAUUUAUUCAUGUUUUAGGAAAUACAUUAUUAACUCAUAAAAAUAAUUGAAUACUACAGUACAGAUCAUUGUUUGAAUAUACCUAUUUUUUCUUAGUUUACACAGGUUUUAUUUGAAUCUUAAUAUCUUUAUAAUCUUACAUAUUUCAGACGUAAAUAUUUAACACAAUUGAGAUUAUGAAUCAAACAUCAAUAUAAACAUACAUUUCAAUCUCACUUGAUCAAUAUAUUUCUCAGAACUAAGCUUGUAACAUGAGCUAUUUUCAACAUCCGGCGCAAGAUCUACCACUGCGGCCGAUUUUUUGUAAACGUUCUACUGAUAUUUUUUUGUAUAGAAUGAUGUGUAAUUCUUAGGAUUAUGUUUUGAAAUAGUGUUUGUCAAAGCAAAUUAAAUACAAAUAUGAUCG
Messenger RNA from Bombyx mori (domestic silkworm), 3601 nucleotides. RefSeq names its product piggyBac transposable element-derived protein 4-like. Bases 372 to 2675 code for a protein of 767 amino acids. Lineage: Eukaryota; Metazoa; Arthropoda; Insecta; Lepidoptera; Bombycidae. The record is from RefSeq and is a predicted model, not a curated record. The transcript is spliced from 7 exons.